AUGUUAACUCAAAGGUGUAUUCUACCACAUACUGCAAGUGACAUAUUUUCUGUAACAUUUUUACUAAUAAUUGUACCUUUAAUAUAUUGGUUUGAACUUUGGAUUGUUCUGCCAGAGCUUUAUGAAUAUGGAACAUCUCCACAUAUAUUUCAUUGUUGCCUUGGAAGCUUUAUCAUGCUGAAUGUAGUUGGUAACUUUACAUAUACUGUAUUAUGUGAUACAAGCAUACGCCAAGUUCUAAUACCAACCAACAAAGGAGAUAUCAAAGAAGGCUGGAGAUUUUGUAGAAUUUGUGAGUUAAUAGGGCCACCUCGUUCUUGGCAUUGCGAUAUUUGUAAUAUUUGUAUAGUGAAAAGAGAUCAUCAUUGUAUUUUUACUGCAUGUUGUGUGGGUCAUUGUAAUCAGCGAUAUUUUUUAAUGUUUAUUUUCUACUUAUUUAUAUCUACUUUAUAU
Ceratosolen solmsi marchali is the source of this 453-nucleotide messenger RNA. Its product is annotated as probable palmitoyltransferase ZDHHC24. The record is from RefSeq and is a predicted model, not a curated record. The annotation marks the transcript as partial. Gene Ontology annotation, molecular function: palmitoyltransferase activity. Lineage: Eukaryota; Metazoa; Arthropoda; Insecta; Hymenoptera; Agaonidae. The transcript has a single exon.